AUGGGACUGUAUUUUAUAUCGUUGUUACUUUUUGGAUUAGCGGCCUCUUCAAUUGCAGAGAAAGUCACCCUCACUCAGAUCAACCUAGAAAAGAGUCACUAUGCUGCAAGGGAGAAGAGGUCCGCGCGUUUCAUGCAAAAUAAUAUCUUCUAUCGAAUGGAAGACGAAAAUGGUCUAUACGUUGUGCUGAAUUUGACUAAAAUAGACCUUCCCGCUACCACGAUCAUUAAAGACGGCAAAAGUGUUAAGUCUUUUACUUCGGGGGAGGAUGUUGCAACGUACGUCGACUUCAAUCGAGAUGGUGUAUUCAUGUUGGGUUUAAGGAGGGAUUCUAAAGGAUUCUUUCGCUAUGAUUUGAUUGGUACGUUCCGAUUCGGUAAACGUCGUGUAGCUAUCAAUCCAGAUCCUAUUAUUAAAACAUUGUAUAAUAUCGUGGAUGAUGAUGGCAUUGUGGAUUACAGAGGAGAUAGUAUUUAUCCUCCAGGGUAUGUUCCAGUAAUAAAGCCUACACGCCAAUCCAGAGCAUUAACCAAUUACAUCAUCGAAGUUUGUUUUUUGGCUGAUUACGCCAUUUACCAGAAGUUUUUGACUAAGAAUGCCAAUGAUGCUGCUGCAACCCAGACCGAGAUGUCCACAUACUACGCUUUCCACGCCGAGCAGCUAAGAGUCCGAUACAAGACGGUGCAAGAAAUCGAUCCUACCUUCUCCAUCAGUAUUGUCAACUCUGGACUGGUUAUAUUUACUGACCCGGCAGAUAUUCCAUUUGUUGAGACCAACAAAGUCGCAGAUACGAUCAACUCCUCGCUGAUUUUAUCUGAAUUCAGAAACUACAUCAACAAUAUUCCAGCAGGCAUUACCAUUCCUGAUAGUGAUCAUUACAUGCUGUUCUCUGGCUAUGAUCUGUUCUCUGCUAGUACUGGGAGCCUGUCCAAUGCCGGUUUGGCUUAUACUGGAGUUCUCUGUACGACAUACGCAAUGUCGCUUGUGGAAGAUAGACGCCGAGAACGAUCUGCGAUUACUGCUGCCCAUGAACUGGCCCACGGAGUCGGUGCGGGACAUGACAGUAAUGAAGGGUGCGAUAAUGCUGACCAAUACAUUAUGACCGCCGUUUCUAACAUUGGUGCCAUCACCAGCACAGAGAUCGCAAAACGAAGAUGGACCUUCUCAUCUUGCUCCGUAGCUGCUUUUAAGCUAGAUCUUGAAAGUACCGACUGUUUGUUCGAUAACAGAUACGGUGAUGGUGAGCUAUCAGCUAGUCCAAAACUUGGCCAGAUCUACUCCAAAGAUGACCAGUGUCGAUUUGCUGUAGCUGACAACUCCUCGUAUUAUGGAGAAGACCCUGGUGAAGAAUGCUAUAAAAUGAAGUGUCUUGCAACUACAACAACUCUGCGAUAUGUUAUACCACUUGACUACUCCGAUUGCGGUACUGACAAGUGGUGUGUUCAUGGAGAAUGUGUUGCUAAACCAGCUUCCGAGCCACCAGUAAACCAAGCACCAACUAUAAACAAUCUUCCAACUACCCAUGAUGUGGCCGAAAACGAAAAUGGCGUCGUGUUCUCUAUUAGCAGUUCCGAUCCAGAAAGCGAUCCUAUAGCUUACAGUUACAGAUGGAACAGUCCAAACAAUGCUGAUACUUACUUCGAUUUCAAUACACAGACUGGUGAAGUGUCUAUCAAAGCAGGAGUAACAUUAAAUUACGCAGCCCUACAGAAUAUUGUAUUCAAUGUAACUGUAACGGCCACUGAUGACCAAGGUGGAGCUUCGUCUUCGGAGAAUUUGAUCCUCAGAAUCACCCAGGCGGCAGCACCAAACAACGCACCAGUAAUCACCAACACAGUCAACAAUGUUCAAAUUGUACAGAGUGUUCCCCCAACACAAACUAUAUUGGAUGUUGAUGCUACCGAUGCCGAUCCUGGAGAUUCUCCCACAUUUACUGCCAACUGGGUAAACCCUGCUAACGGUGGCAGCUACUUUGACUUCAAUCCUACAACUGGAGUAAUAACCAAGAAACCAGGAGCCACCCUUACUGCUGGACAAAUUUAUACUGUAGAGGUGACUGCCAGUGAUGGCAAAGAUACGUCCGCGACCAAAACUUUUAAUAUACGAGUUAAUGCUGACCCCAAUACACCACCAACCAUCAUCAACCCGAACUCCGGAUCAGCAACAGUCACAUUGAACUCGCUCACUCAAACUGGCCAGAUCUUCGACUUCAAUGCCGUGGACGACGAAAGUGAUCCUUUUAGCUUUCAAGUGGUCAACUGGUCUCCAGCCAAUGGUGGAACUUAUUUUGACCUCAAUCCAUCAGAUGGUACAGUCUCUAUCAAGUCGGGUGUAACUAUACCACCAAGUUCCACAUUUGCUCUCCAAGUGACGGCCACUGACAGUAAAGCAGCUUCCUCCCAACCUACUACUCUGAUCAUCAACACACCAGCAGCUGUAAAUCUACCACCAAUUCUGACCAAACCACCAAACUCUGGAUCUGAAACUGUACAACUAUUCAGUCUGGAACCAGCUGACCCUAUCUAUGAUUUUGAUGGAGUAGAUCCUGAAGGAGCUCCAGUUCAGUAUACAAUCGACAGUUACGAUCCCAAUGAUGCUUUACAGUACUUUGCUGUCGUGGCUUCAACUGGAGCAGUUAUAAGAACGGAUGUACCCCUUCCUCCCGGAACAACCUUCAUUCUGAAUGUCAAGGUGUCUGACGGGACUCUGGAUUCUUCUCCUGGAACAGUGAUCAUUAAAACCCCCGUUGCUGUAAAUCAACCACCAAUUCUGACCAAACCACCAAACUCGGGAACAGAAACUGUACAACUAUUCAGUCUGGAACCAGCUGACCCUAUUUAUGAUUUUGAUGGAGUAGAUCCUGAAGGAGCUCCAGUUCAGUAUACAAUCGACAGUUACGAUCCCAAUGAUGCUUUACAGUACUUUGCUGUCGUGGCUUCAACUGGAGCAGUUAUAAGAACGGAUGUACCCCUUCCUCCCGGAACAACCUUCAUUCUGAAUGUCAAGGUGUCUGACGGGACUCUGGAUUCUUCUCCUGGAACAGUGAUCAUUAAAACCCCCGUUGCUGUAAAUCAACCACCAAUUCUGACCAAACCACCAAACUCUGGAACAGAAACUGUACAACUAACGAGUCUGGCACCAACUGGAACCAUCUUUGAUUUUAACGGCGAAGAUCCCGAAGGAGCUACGAUUAGGUUUAUCGUAGACAGUGUCAUUCCCAGUGAUGCCUCGACAUACUUUUUCGUCAACCCCCAAACUGGAGAAGUUUCAAGAACAGAUCGACCUUUACCUCCCUCAACAACGUUCACCCUGAAUGUCAAGGUGUCUGACGGGACUCUGAAUUCUGUUCCUGGUACUGUGAUCAUUAAAACUCCAGAUGCACCAAGCGGAGUACCAGUCAUCAUCGAUCCAACUCAGACCGCUUCCAUUCUAACUACGACAACAGGACUGAUCGGUGGAUUCGUUGCAAUUGAUCCAAACGGCGACCCCUUAACAUAUGAAGUAGACAGCUGGAUUCCGUUAUCGGGCAGCCAGUUAUUCUACUUAAAUCCACAGACUGGAGAUAUUACGGUCAAGCCUGGUGCGAUCCUACCACCCGGUAGUACGUAUACAGUGAACGUUAAAGCCUCUGAUGGAACGUUAACCUCUAACAUUGGAACGCUGGUAAUCAACGUACAGCAACCACCAAACGACCCCCCUGUAUUCAACGUUGGGAAUUAUGCUGUGACCAUUCCAGCGAGCAAAGUCGGUGACGUGAUCACAGUGAUAGCGAACGAUCCCAAUCCGGGCGAUACUGUCACGUACAGUGUUAACAGUUGGAACCCCAUUGAUGGCAACAAUUAUUUUGUUAUUAAUCCUGCAACCGGUGUGAUAUCUGUAAGGCCUGGAGUCUCCUUACCACCAAACAGAGUCUUUGUGGCUGAUGUCUCAGCCUCUGAUGGAAGUCUUUCUGGUACAGCCAGGGUUACGAUCACAAUAGCUCCAGACCUGAACACUGCUCCAGUAAUCACCAAUCUAAACGAUGUCAAAGUAGUCACGACGUCGGACCAAGCCGGAGUAAUCUUCACCGUUACCUCCCGAGACGACCAGAACGACUUGGUGACAUAUACAGGAACUUGGGACAAUCAAAUCGCCGGCAACAUCUUCACGUUUAACUCCCAAACUGGUGAAGUAAGCCUAAAGUCAACACCAUUCCUUCAGUUAUACUUGAACAAUCAGUUUACGCUGACUGUUUCUGCUUCUGAUGGUCAACUUUCGUCAGUUCCAAAGACUCUUACAGUGCGAAUCUCUCAAAAUAAUUCGCCACCAAAGAUAACCAACCUUCCGGAAACAGUUACGGUUAUGGAGAAUCCGGCCGGUAUGAAGUUCUUCACUGUACAGGCUACUGAUCCAGAAAACGAUAACAUCGUCUUCUCUGAAACUUGGGAACCAUCCUGGGCUCAGUACUACUUCUCCUUCGAUAAAAACACUGGUGAAGUGGCAUCUAAACCAAGCCCUUACCUAACUUACACCAACUUCAUGGGCCAAGUUUUCAAACUAAGUGUAACAGCGGCAGACUUGUAUGGAACUUCAAGCACAGAGACCUUAACCAUCAGUGUAGGGCCAGCCACAGGAGAAAAUCAUCCUCCAAAGUUCUCAUCCGCAAACUAUUUCGCUACAGUUAUGAACCGACAGCCCGGAGGCCCAGUCUACGAAAACUUAGACGGUAAAGUAACCGACCAGGAUGCAGGCGAUACAAAAUCAUUCUCGCUCCAGAAUAACAUGUGGUCAAGCUACUUUAAUAUAAAUCAGCUCACGGGAGCUAUUACCUUUGCUUCCAACAAGAAUCUUGCCAAUCUCCCGAAUCAACUGGUCCUAACUGUAGAUGUAACGGAUAGAGUCGGAGAUAAGGACACUGCUUCUUUGUUGAUAAAUAUUCAAGAUCAGCCGCCUACGUUACCACGUAUCCCCAAUCUACCGGCCUCCGUCAAUAUUCCUGAAGAAUCCAAUGGUCGUUUCAUCGUCCAGAAGCCACCUGUGAGUCAACAAGUGACGUUCUCGAUGACAUCUUCCCCUGCUAAUGCUCCUUUUCAGAUCAACCCUCAAACUGGUGAAAUUACCCAAACUACCCCACUUGAUUAUGAAUCUCUCAGUAACAAAGUGUUCACAUUGACUAUCAAGGGAACGGACAGCACCGGCACAUCUACGCCAGAGGAGACGCUUACCUUUACUGUUAUCAAUGUGAACGAAAGUCCAGUUUUCACGCAGCAAGUGUACCAGGUUACAGCCAAUGCGGGGCAGGCCGGACAAGUCGUAGUAACUUCCCUUCUGUCAUCCGUGAACGAUCCAGACGCAAAUGACUACAUCCGAUUCCAGAUCCUCCCCGGAGCAUAUUCCAACUACUUUUCAAUAAACCCUAACACAGGGGCGAUAACUUACGCUACAAGUACACUAGGAGCUUCCCUGCCGAAUCCAACUCGUUUGACGGUCCAGGCUACAGAUAGCCGAGGUCUCUCCUCAACGGCUCAAAUAGACGUCACCAUCAAGGACAUCAACAAUGAUCCACCAACGUUCCUAAACUUACCAGCAACUAAACAAGUUUCGAAGUCCCAACAAUCAGGUGUAACAAUUUUUGAUGUGAACGCCCAAGAUCCCGAAGGACAACCCUUGACGUAUUCUAUCACCAAUUCGAAUUCAUUCCCACAGUUCUUGUUUCAAAUCGAUCCUUCAAGUGGUGUUGUAUCUCUAGGAAAUGGAUACACUAUUCAGUCGUUUUCUCCGCAAAACGUCGAAUUAAUGAUCAGCGUCUCCGAUGGGUCAAAAUCCACAGAGAAAUCCCUUACUUUGUCCAUUGGUUCAACAAGGAACCAGCCACCAGUUUUCAAUCCUGCAUUCUUUACAGCUGCAGUUGACGAAGGUCCGGUCGGUACAGUUGUGUUUGAUGCUGGUUUAGCGACCGAUCCCAACGGAGAUCCAAUCACCUACCAACUGGAAUUUCCUCCAGCGAACGGCUUCUCUAUCGACCAGUCUACAGGAGUCAUUAGAUACAGUCAAGACUAUUACCUUAGCUAUGGGCUUCCAAGCAGAGUAAUUCUGUCCGUCUCAGCUUACGACCCAAGUGGAUUGAAGGCCGAUGCGUUGGUGUUAGUAACGGUCCGAGAGAAAUCAACUCCGUUACCGUUGAAAAUUACUAAUUUACCUGGAUUCAAAAUCCUGAACAGAUUGGGAAACUAUCCGCUCAUAUAUAAAGUGGAAACUUCUGGUGGAAGUGAUCCGAAGAAUUUCCAACUCGAGAAUGAUGGUGGUGUCUUCAACAUCAAUUCCAACACUGGUGAGAUCACUCUAAAGUCUGGUAUAAGUCUGAACCAAUUCAGCCAAACAAAUCACCAAACUAACCUCAGAGUUAUCGUUACUGAUUCUUCCAACCGAAGGGAAGAAGGACGAUUGACUGUCGUAAUAUUUUAA
Messenger RNA from Lottia gigantea (owl limpet), 6444 nucleotides. RefSeq lists its product as hypothetical. The record is from RefSeq and is a predicted model, not a curated record. Gene Ontology annotation, biological process: homophilic cell-cell adhesion; proteolysis. Gene Ontology annotation, molecular function: metalloendopeptidase activity; calcium ion binding. Lineage: Eukaryota; Metazoa; Mollusca; Gastropoda; Lottiidae. Bases 1 to 6444 code for a protein of 2147 amino acids. The transcript has 38 exons. Gene Ontology annotation, cellular component: membrane.